Molecule: messenger RNA, 1199 nt
Organism: Synchiropus splendidus (mandarinfish)
Lineage: Eukaryota; Metazoa; Chordata; Actinopteri; Syngnathiformes; Callionymidae
Product: ganglioside GM2 activator-like
Exons: 4
Coding region: 100-696 (198 amino acids)
Biological process (GO): lipid transport; ganglioside catabolic process
Cellular component (GO): cytoplasmic side of plasma membrane
Molecular function (GO): lipid carrier activity; enzyme activator activity
Source: RefSeq, a predicted model, not a curated record
ACACGGAAGUAGCUGGUGCAGAUUUUAGUUCAUGAAUCAUCCGCUUGUGCUGCAGAUCGGUGACAGAAAUCCUGUUCUGGUUCAUUCCGAAGAGAGAAGAUGGACUCUCGGUUCCUGCUGGUGGUUUUCAGCCUUGUUGCUUGUGGCAGCGCUUUGAAAUUUACGAGAUAUAACAACGUACAGGUUGUGGGAUUCGACUGGAAGAACUGUGGUAAACCGGAUGCGCCCGCCGUGUUGAAGUCACUCAGUGUGUCCCCUGAUCCCAUCUCCAUCCCGGGUGACCUGACAGCAUCUGCAUCUGGAUCCACAACCGUGGAGCUCGCCGCACCGCUGUCUGUGAACAUGACUCUGGAGAAGGAGGUGGCGGGUUUCUGGGUGAGGAUUCCCUGUCUGGACGAGCUGGGCAGCUGCCACUACCCAGACGCCUGCGAAAUCCUGAACCAGCUCAUCCCGCCGGGUCAGGACUGUCCGGAACCGCUGCAUAGCUACGGGCUCCCCUGCCACUGCCCCUUCAAAGCCGGCUCCUACUCUCUGCCAACGUCAGAUUUCUCCGUGCCCUACCUGGAUCUGCCCUACUGGCUCACAAACGGAAACUACAGAGCUCAAGGGGUCCUGGGCAGCAAAGGCGAAGAGCUGGGCUGCGUGAAGCUCACCCUCUCCAUCGCAUCAUCUUCCAUCAACGAUAAUCUGGUGUGAGAUUUAACUCUCCUGAGGCUGAAGAACGGGGACCAACAGGGGUCAACGCACCUCACGGUUCCGAUCUUUCCUACUUCCGCAAAGCAUUUUCUAGCAUUCUGAGAGAAAGUUCCCUUCUUAAAGAACAAACGUGGCGAGUGAAUCAUAGAUGUGACAGUUAAUAACGCACAGCAGCCUUUAAAACUAAUGCCAAAUAAAGUCUACUAGAAUACAGGUACGAAGGACGAUCCUGGCGUUCAAUAGGAAUAUUGGUGUUAAGUUUUUCAUGACUUUUACUUUCAUUUUGUUUAUUCAAAACAUGUUCAGAAUUUUUUUGGACUGUUAUUCAUGUUAAAUAGCAAAGUUUCCAAUCAUGAUUUAUUUGUUUUUUUUUCUUCAACAAAAUGAUUUUGAAUGGAGGCUCUUUAGGUGAGAAACUUUGAUCUAGUGCCACUAGGGUUUUUAUUAAAAUGUCUUUUCACUGUACAGUUUCAUUUUUUUAAAAUAAAAAUGAUUUUAAAUAA